Molecule: messenger RNA, 2517 nt
Organism: Pseudoliparis swirei
Lineage: Eukaryota; Metazoa; Chordata; Actinopteri; Perciformes; Liparidae
Gene: nap1l1
Product: nucleosome assembly protein 1-like 1
Exons: 16
Coding region: 99-1394 (431 amino acids)
Biological process (GO): nucleosome assembly
Cellular component (GO): nucleus; chromatin
Molecular function (GO): chromatin binding; histone binding
Source: RefSeq, a predicted model, not a curated record
AGGAGCCCGGUGGUGCUGAAGAGGAUCCCGCCAAUCGGAGCUCCCCGCCGCCGCCCCGCCCACUUCCAGCGUUGCCUCGGCGACGGCCGCUUUACGUGAUGACGUGGCAUGUAUAUGAGCGCGUGCGGCGGGACCUCUCUCUCUUUUACCGCCAUCCGAGCGGAGUCUUUCUUCCCGGUCCUCUCGCCGCGCCGCUCCUCAGUCCUCCGGCCGCAAGCUUCACUCCAGACUCGGCUAAGAUGGCAGACAUCGACAACAAAGACCAGGCGGAGAUCGACCCGGCAGACAUGGAGGACGUGGAGGAAGUGGAAGAGGAGGAGACGGGAGAAGACGAGAACAGCAAAGCUCGUCAGCUGACCGUGCAGAUGAUGCAGAACCCACAGAUCCUGGCUGCGCUGCAGGAGAGGCUGGACGGGCUCAACGGCUCGCCGUCCGGCUACAUGGAGAGCUUACCGAAGGUUGUGAAGAGGCGUGUGAACGGCCUCAAGAACCUGCAGGUCAAGUGCGCCCACAUCGAGGCCAAGUUCUACGAGGAGGUCCACGAGCUGGAGAGGAAGUACGCCGCCCUGUACCAGCCGCUCUUCGACAAGCGGAGCGACAUCGUGAUGGCGGCGUACGAGCCCACGGACGAGGAGUGCGAAUGGAAGAUCGACGAGGAGGAGGAGCUGACGGACGAGAUGAAGGAGAAGGCCAAGUUGGAGGAGGAGAAGAAGGACGAGGAGAAGGAGGACCCCAAAGGCAUCCCGGAGUUCUGGCUAACUGUCUUCAAGAACGUGGACCUGCUCAGCGACAUGCUGCAGGAACACGACGAAGCCAUCCUCAAACAUCUACAAGACAUUAAAGUGAUCUUCUCGGAUCAAGGCCAGCCCAUGAGCUUCACGCUAGAGUUCCUCUUCGAGGCCAACGACUUCUUCACGAACACGGUGCUGACGAAAACCUACAAGAUGAGGGCCGAGCCGGACGAGAGCGACCCCUUCUCCUUCGACGGGCCGGAGAUCAUGUGCUGCACGGGCUGCACCAUCGAGUGGACGAAGGGCAAGAACGUGACGCUGAAGACCAUCAAGAAGAAGCAGAAGCACAAGGGCCGCGGCACCGUGAGGACGGUCACCAAGACGGUGCCCAACGACUCGUUCUUCAACUUCUUCACCCCGCCAGAGGUGCCAGAGAACGCAGAGUUGGACGAGGACUCGGAGGCCGUCCUGGCUGCAGACUUUGAGAUCGGACACUUCAUCCGUGAGCGCAUCGUCCCCCGGGCCGUGCUCUACUUCACAGGAGAGGCCAUCGAGGACGACGACGACGACGACUACGAUGAGGAGGGCGAGGAGGCGGACGACGAGGAGGGAGAGGAGGAGGCCGACGAAGAGAACGACCCCGACUACGACCCCAAGGUGUAAGUGAAGUAGAAACAUUACCCUCUCCUGAAGGAUGCCGCCCCCCCCGCUGAGUGCAAGCAGCAGUGAAGCCCCUCGAGGAUCGACGGCCACGGCUUCUCACAUAAAAAAAAAAAAAAAAAUUACUUACCGCCUUAUAAUGUUUUGUAUUUUUCUUGGUAGAGAAUUUGAAGAGGAAGAAAAAAAAGUUGAAAGAUUUUUGUUACAAAAAGCUGGUGGUGCUGGGCGGAGCUCAUCGUAUUCUAGACGCCGUGCUCCGCGUCCGGAGGGGGCGGGGCCUCGGCAGCAUGAACUCCUUCACUGCUAAACUAGUCUGGGUUCUCGUGAAGUCUUUUGUUGUAUUUGCUCAGACAACAGCUGCCCCCCCCCAUGUGUAGCAUGCCUCUAGUGGCGGAGGACACACCUGCAGGCUUCAGUUCAAUCUGAGCAUCUGAUCCACAUUCUGUGACGUUUAGGCCACUCCCCUUCCCUCGUACAGUCCAGUCGCCUCCAGCAGCUGGACUUCUGAAUCGAGCCCAAAACGCCGUUGGUUCUGACCCCGUUGCCCCGCCGUGGCGCCCGGAGUUUAGACCCGGUCGGCUCUGUUUUUAUUUUUAUAAACAUCCCUGAGAAUAAGAGGAGGAGGCGGAGUCUGUUCGGUGGGCCCGGCGCUUCGGGCUCGUCUUUUCUGUAGCGCUUUGUGCCGGUGGCGUCUGAUUGGCCGGCGCUCCGACGCUCCUUGUCGGCCGCACGCCUCUGCAGAGUUCUGGAGCGUCUGGGUCUGGAGCUGCUGGGGAACGGGCGAUGUAGCACAGCGAAGAGGAAACCAGCCGGGUUCACCGAGCAUCUCGUUGCCCCGGUGACGGGUCAGACCCCCCCCCCUCAGCCCGGAGUCCUGGUUCAUUUUAAUCACUGUGAAAGAGGGGGGGGGCCUUCUGUUGGCUAAUGACCCAGAACCCUUUAUUACCCAGAAGGCCACAGGGAAGCGCGUCAGAGCAAUACUUACUAGCCAGGUAGGGGACGGAGAACAAACCGUAGCCCCCCCCCUCCCCCCCCAGCUGUUGUCGAGGCAAAAUGCUAUGCUACAAAAAUACUAAUGUACUCAAUAACCAUACGUGUAUGUUCAUGAAUAAAUUGGUUAAACAUG